AUGGGAGUGGUCAUAAUUGAUGGUUCCACCGUUCGUGAUUUCGUCAGCAACGAAGCUGAGUUCAACAAAAGCACCGACGAGAAAUUCGCCGACUUGGAUCUCAACCACGACGGCGUCUUGUCCCGGUCGGAGCUAAGAAAAGCCUUCGAAUCCUUCCGGCUGAUCGAGACCCACUUCGGAGUCGAUGUCGCCACGCCGCCGGAGGAGCUGACCAAGCUCUAUGACUCCAUAUUCGAGAAGUUUGACGGCGAUCACAACGGGACCGUCGAUCUGGAAGAGUUCAGGAGCGAGAUGAAGAAAAUCAUGUUGGCCAUCGCUGAUGGGCUCGGGUCAUGCCCGAUCCAAAUGGUUCUCGAUGACGACAGCUUCCUCAAGCAAGCUGCUGAUCUCGAGGCUUCAAAGAUCCCCGGACGUGGGGUGGUUUCAAGGUGGUUUGCAAGACUGGUUGUUUGUCCAUUUCCACACGCUUCCACGCCGCCCCCUGUUUGCCGAUCAAUCUUCCCAAUUCGCCCUGCUACUUACUCUGUUUCCUCGCGUCGGUUUAACACCAAUGCUGCCCGCGAUUGCGAUGAAGACGAUGGUCACUACUCUCUUGACGCUGAUCGGCGCACCCGCUGUGCUCCACCGUUCGCCCAUAUCCCAAUCGCCUUUCCAGAUAUGGAUGCUGCGUUUAAUCCAUUCGGGAUUAGGACCUGGAGGCCAUUUCUGAACAUGGACUUUCCGAUGGGUACCGGACACAGGCGGCCCUACGCUGCCAAAGAGACUCCUGAUGGUCUGCAGCUGAGGUGGGACAUGCCGGGGAUGGGGAAGGAAGAUGUGAAAGUCCAUGUGGAGGAGAACACUCUGGUCAUCAAAGGUGAAGCACGGAAGGAUUCUGAAGAUGAUGAAAUCGAGCGGAGUUUCUCUACCAGAAUUGACCUCCCUGACAAGCUGUUCAAGACCAACGCCAUCAAGGCUGAGAUGAAAAAUGGGGUUCUCAAGGUCUUGCUUCCAAAAGUCAAGGAGGAAGAGAGGAAGGACGUGUUUAACAUCAAAGUUGAUUAG
Molecule: messenger RNA, 1044 nt
Organism: Oldenlandia corymbosa var. corymbosa
Lineage: Eukaryota; Viridiplantae; Streptophyta; Magnoliopsida; Gentianales; Rubiaceae
Source: the annotation of a GenBank genome assembly